Messenger RNA from Mytilus trossulus (common blue mussel), 2835 nucleotides. Its product is annotated as ankyrin-3-like. Gene Ontology annotation, molecular function: protein binding. The record is from RefSeq and is a predicted model, not a curated record. Bases 1 to 2835 code for a protein of 944 amino acids. Lineage: Eukaryota; Metazoa; Mollusca; Bivalvia; Mytilida; Mytilidae. The transcript has 6 exons.
AUGUCGAGACAAAGGUCUAAAUAUGAAGCAGAUUUAUCUGUGUCGGUAGUAUCUUUGAUUUCAAGUUUACUUGGAUAUAUUAAAUGUGGUACAAUUAUUGUUGUUCUUUUUGUGUUUUUCUUUCGAAAAUCAUUGUUCUAUUUUAGAGGUAAUCAACAUGACGAUACAGUGUCAAACAAAGAUUUAAAAAGUUCUCCAGAAAUAAAUUUUCCUGGAUUGAGAAAUGCAAAUGAGGAGGUUUUCAAAAGAAGGCGUGAUGGAACUAUUGAUAGUGAAAUUCCUUUACAUAAUUUUCAGCUAGAAAGUGAUUUAGAAAAAACAGAGAACAAGACAAAUAAACUUUUAACAGUAAACAAGACACAUGGAACUGUUAAUAAACCAGAAGUAACAGUGAUGAAUGAGACACAAGCAAAUGCUCAUAAAUCAGAAGAAACAGUGAGCAAGAUACAAGAAAUUGACCAUAACCCAGAAGUACGGUUGAACACAAAUCAGAAACCUGACAAUAAAUUCAUGGACAAGGCACAAGAACAUGCAGUUAAAUCAGGAGACCGAAAACAGUCAAUAAACAGCCAACAAGAUAAAUUUAAUGAAGAAACAUGUCUACAUAAAUUAGGAAAGGAAGUGUUUGAAGGUAAGGUUGGUGGAUCAGUUGAAAGUCAUUCCAUUUUCGAAACUGAAACUUGGCAUAAAAUAAUGGAAAGUCUGACAAAUCGCCAAGAGAUGAUAAACAAAUUACUGAAUAACGAGGCAGAUAUUGAUCAGUUCAGAGACAAAGAAACAUCUCGCUUGCAUGUUGCUUGUUUCUUGAAUAAUACAGAGAUAGUAAAGAUAUUACUGGAUAAUAAGGCAGACAUUAAUAAGUGUGAUGAUACCGGUGCCACUCCUCUGGUUAUUGCUUGCCUGAAAAAUCAUAAAGAGGUAGUUAAACUUUUACUUGACAAUAAGGCAGAUAUUAAUAAGUGGGAUGGUAAUGGAGCAACUGCUUUGUAUAUUUCUUGUCAGAAUAAUUAUAAAGAGAUAGUGAAACUAUUGCUCGACAACAAGGCAGACAUCAAUAGAUGUGCAAAUAAUGGAGCAUCUCCUCUGAAUGUGGCUUGUCAGAAUGAUUAUGUAGAGCUAGUUAAGAUGUUGUUGGAAAACAAGGCACACAUUGAAAAGUGUGAUGGCAAUGGGGCUACUGCAUUGUAUAUGGCAUGUCAGAAUAAUCAUAUAGAGAUAGUGAAACUAUUGCUUGACAACAAGGCAGACACUAAUGCGUGUGAUGGUCUCGGAGGGCCAUUGUAUAUUGCUUGUCAGAACAAUCAUACAGAGCUAGUGAAAGUUUUACUUGAAAAUAAGGCAGACAUUAAUAAGUGCAGAGAUAAUGGUGCAUCUCCUUUGAAUGUUGCUUGUCAGAAUAAUCAUAUAGAGACAGUAAACAUACUAUUGGCUAACAAGGCAGACAUUAAUAAGUGUAAUGACAAUGGGGCUACUGCUUUGUAUAUGGCAUGUCAGAAUAAUCAUAUAGAGAUAGUGGAACUAUUGCUCGACAACAAGGCAGACAUUAAUGCGUGUGAUGAUCUCGGGGGCCCAUUGUAUAUUGCUUGUCAGAAUAAUCAUAUAGAGUUAGUGAAUGUGUUACUGGAGAACAAGGCAGACAUCAAUAAAUGUGCAAAUAAUGGAGGAUCCCCUUUGACUGUGGCUUGUGUGUCUGAUCAUAUAGAGAUUGUAAAGGUGUUAUUGGAAAACAAGGCGGACAUUAAUGAAUGGGACGGUAAUGGAGCUACUGCUUUGUAUAUGGCAUGCCAGAAUAAUUAUAAAGAGUUAGUCAAACUAUUACUGGAGAACAAGGCAGACAUCAAUAAAUGUGCAAAUAAUGGAGGAUCCCCUUUGACUGUGGCUUGUGCAUCUGAUCAUAUAGAGAUUGUAAAGGUGUUAUUGGAAAAUAAGGCGGACAUUAAUGAAUGGGACGGUAAUGGAGCUACUGCUUUGUAUAUGGCAUGCCAGAAUAAUCAUAAAGAGUUAGUCAAACUAUUACUGGAGAACACGGCAGACAUCAAUAAAUGUGCAAAUAAUGGAGGAUCCCCUUUGACUGUGGCUUGUGUGUCUGAUCAUAUAGAGAUUGUAAAGGUGUUAUUGGAAAACAAGGCGGACAUUAAUGAAUGGGACGGUAAUGGAGCUACUGCUUUGUAUAUGGCAUGCCAGAAUAACCAUAAAGAGUUAGUCAAACUAUUACUGGAGAACAAGGCAGACAUCAAUAAAUGUGCAAAUAAUGGAGGAUCCCCUUUGAAUGUGGCUUGUGUAUCUGAUCAUAUCGAGAUUGUAAAGGUGUUAUUGGAAAACAAGGCGGACAUUAAUAAAUGGGACGGUAAUGGGGCUACUGCUUUGUAUAUGGCAUGCCAGAAUAAUCAUAAAGAGAUAGUCAAACUAUUACUGGAGAACAAGGCAGACAUUAAUGCGUGUGAUGAUCUCGGGGGCCCAUUGUAUAUUGCUUGUCAGAACAAUCAUACAGAGCUAGUGAAAGAUUUACUUGACAAUAAGGCAGACAUUAAUAAGUGCAGAGAUAAUGGAGCAUCUCCUCUGAAUGUGGCUUGUCAGAAUAAUCAUAUAGAGACAGUAAAGAUAUUAUUGGCUAACAAGGCAGACAUUGAAAAGUGUGAUGACAAUGGGGCUACUGCUUUGUAUAUGGCAUGCCAAAAUAAUCAUAUAGAGAUAGUAAAAGUGUUACUGGAGAACAAGGCAGACAUCUAUAAAUGUACAAAUAAUGGAAGAUCUCCUUUGACUGUGGCUUGUGUGGCAAAUCAUAUACAGAUUGUAAAGGUGUUGUUGGAAAACAAGGCAGACAUUGAUAGGUAG